AUGGCAGGAGGAGAAGCUCCUUCCACUAGGGUUGUGAUUAUUGACACCAAAUAUGUGCACACCGAUGCCAAGAGCUUCAAGACGGUGGUGCAGAAGCUGACCGGGAAGGAUCCGGCAGCAGCAGCGGAGGAGGACAGACGUAGCGGCGGUGGCGGGAGCGGGAGCUCGAGUCUUACGAGAGACUCGUCGUUUAAGGAGUUCCAGAGAGUGCUGCGAGAGAUGGCCAAGAGUUGA
Messenger RNA from Momordica charantia (bitter melon), 234 nucleotides. NCBI's taxonomy places the organism in Eukaryota, Viridiplantae, Streptophyta, Magnoliopsida, Cucurbitales, Cucurbitaceae. The record is from RefSeq and is a predicted model, not a curated record.